Messenger RNA from Neolamprologus brichardi, 1456 nucleotides. The record is from RefSeq and is a predicted model, not a curated record. NCBI's taxonomy places the organism in Eukaryota, Metazoa, Chordata, Actinopteri, Cichliformes, Cichlidae.
GAAUAUGAGGAAGUUAAUAUCCAACAUGGCUGCAAACAGAGUACAAAUGUAGUAGAAGCUAGGUUGUGAAGCUGCUCUUUCGUAGCCCAUGGCAACUGAGGAGGCCGUGAGUGUCAGCAGGGCUUCGGCCUGUCUGUGUGUCCUCUGCGGGCUACCCGCUGCUGGGAAGUCCACCCUGGCCCGCCGGAUUCUCAGUACCGCCGCACAGCAUGGAUGGAGAGCCACUGUGGUGCCAUACGAUGACCUGAUCCCAGAGCAAGCUUUUCGAACCAAAGUGGUCGAGGAUGGUGUUAACCUGCAAGAAAUGCACACUGAAUGGAAGUCACACAGACAAGCAGUGUUGUACUGUAUUGAGCAGUUCUUGCAGAAGUCAGAAAUACUGCCAGAGGCACCGAGCAGCUCUGGGAUCAGUGUUGCUGCCUGGGAACAGUGCACUCAAGGUCUGAUGGGGCCUAAAGGUCUGAAGCCACCUCUCGUCUUCCUACUGGACGACAACUUCUACUAUCCAAGUAUGAGAUAUGAAGUUUGUCAGCUUGCAAGGAAGUAUUCGCUGGGUUUCUGCCAGGUCUACCUACAGUGUGAUUUAGAAUCAUGCAUCAGCAGAAACCAGAGCAGGUCUCAGCCCGUUCCCACUGAGGUGAUACUGGAGAUGGUGAAGCGGUUGGAGUCUCCGAAUCCUCAGAAGUUCUCAUGGGAGGUUAACAGCAUUACACUUAACAGCACAGGAACUGUGUCCAAAUCUGACAUCCAGAGGGUGAUGGAGUUGAUCUCCUCUGCACUAAAUAACCCACUAAGCCUGGGAGAAGACAACAAAGAACAAAAGGUAAAGUAAACUUGAGACACAUGCUAGUGAUGUAGCUACAGAAGCAGAUCAUUUCUAUCAUUUCUAAAGGUUUAACAUAUGAAUAAUCGUCAAGAGUCCUCAAAUCAACAGUACCUAAUCAGAGGGGGCCAACCUCAAGCAUGACCCCCCCUUUAAAACAGCCCACAGACCCUAAGGAGUGAGACUGUUUAUAAGUGGGUUGUCAGUUGAGUAAAAUAGAUUUUUGUCUAUCUCAGUGGUAAAGAAAGUGAUCCAGAACCUCUUCCAUGCAACUCUGAAAGUUUUAACUGUCAGCUAUAUUGGAAUAUCAUUACACCAAGCUACCAUUAAGGGGAUGGAUGAGGGAUGGGAAAGGAGACAGAGAAGGAAAAAAAUGAAGGGGAGGGGUUAAGAUAUAACAAUUAUUACCAUCAUCAACAUGCAAUAAUAAUAACAAUGAUUCAUUAUUAACACAUACUGUUUAAAAAAAAAUACUCACUCACGAUCAUAAACAACAGUAUUAGCAGGUCUUGUCUUGAUACUACAUAGUAAUAACAGGUCCCUUAAUACUACAUAUUAUAAGUGGAAAAUUAGAAAUAUAUUAAAAGGACAGUUUUGCACUGAGAUAAGAAUGCAUCAUUAGUAGUGGAAAUA